Messenger RNA from Pelecanus crispus (Dalmatian pelican), 582 nucleotides. Lineage: Eukaryota; Metazoa; Chordata; Aves; Pelecaniformes; Pelecanidae. The record is from RefSeq and is a predicted model, not a curated record.
GUGUUCUGGCGCUCUGGGCCCUAAUCACGCAUGUGAUGUAUGUGCAGGAUUACUGGAGGACCUGGUUAAAAGGGCUGAGGUUCUUCCUCUUCAUCGGGAUCCUCUUCUCAGCUCUCUCAGUGGUGGGAUUCUGCACAUUCCUCGUUCUGGCCAUCACCAAGCACCAGUCCCUGACUGAUCCCAGAAGCUACUACCUGUCGUGCGUCUGGAGUUUCAUCUCCUUGAAAUGGGCCUUCCUGCUCAGUUUGUACGCUUACCGGUACAGGAAUGAGUUUGCAGACAUCAGUAUCCUCAGUGACUUCUAACGCUCGGACUUCGAUCCUGUCUGAAGGUGCUGGAUGUUUGAAUCGCCCCCCAAAGACAUGGCACAUGCAAGAGACAUACGAGAGGCGGAGAAGGAACCCACCCAGUGCUGCUUGGUUUGUCUGUCUGCAGUAGGGGUUUUUCCUAAUUGCUUUUACUCAACCAUUUAACGUUUGGCUAACGAUGUCAAUCUAGUCCUUCUGUAACUUCCCUGGGAGUCCGUGUGUCUGGUAGUGAGGUGAAAGACUCCAUGUGCUUACACACAGCAGGCCUAGGGCC